Molecule: messenger RNA, 766 nt
Organism: Cucurbita maxima (winter squash)
Lineage: Eukaryota; Viridiplantae; Streptophyta; Magnoliopsida; Cucurbitales; Cucurbitaceae
Exons: 2
Coding region: 98-751 (217 amino acids)
Biological process (GO): regulation of DNA-templated transcription; chloroplast organization
Cellular component (GO): chloroplast
Molecular function (GO): double-stranded DNA binding
Source: RefSeq, a predicted model, not a curated record
GCGCAAGGAGUUCAGAGAAAACGGAGGCAUCUCCAAUUGCUCAGAGACGCCGCCGUCUGAAACCCUAAUUUCUUGUUGUUUGCCUUUGAGUUCUUAAAUGUACGCGCUGAGAUCAUCGUUCUCUAUUUCCUCUCGCCAUAAUCCUCCCUCCUUGCUCCGAAUUGAUCCUCUCUUGUACUGUUUCUUCUCUUCUUCUUCCCACAGCCAAGCCUCUGCUUCAUAUGGAAUCGUCGUUCAAUACCUUAUUGAUACCUUUGAACUCUCCCCCGCCAGAGCGGUGUCGAUUAUGAGCAGCCGUAGAGGCAUUGCAUCAACGGAAAAGCCUCAAUCCGUUUACAAAUAUCUUUCAGAGCUCGGAUUCUCCGAAGCUCACAUUCAAUCGACGAUUCGCCUUGCGCCGCAGAUCGCGUUUUCCAACAUCGAAAAGACUCUGAAGCCGAAGAUCGAGUUCUUCCAGAAUCUUGGCUUGGUCGGCUCCGAUUUGGGUAGGUUCAUUUCCAAGCAUUCUACGCUUUUGACUAUUAGUUUGGAAAAGAGAUUGAUGCCUAGUGUUGAGAUUCUUAAGAGUGUUUUCCCCAAGGAUGAGUGUAAUAGCGAUCUCCUACAAGUUUUGCGGCGAUGUUCUGAUAUGCUUAUGCGAUCUCCGUAUACAAGGUUGCCUGUCAAUAUUAAUUACUUACAAAGUUGUGGGAUUGUUGGUUCUCAACUCUCUAUGUUACUGAAGAGGCAACCUGCACUUUUUGUAGUGUAAGUAAUGCGACCUUCA